CUGGCCGAGCCGGCCGGCCGGCCUGGCUCCCCUCCCCGGCCCCGACGGGCGGGCGGGCUGCCCUGAGGAGGCGGGGAGGGGAGGGCUGGGCCGGCCGGCGGGUGGGCGACGAUGCCGAACUUCUGCGCUGCCCCCAACUGCACGAGGAAGAGCACGCAGUCGGACCUGGCCUUCUUCAGGUUCCCGCGGGACCCGGCCAGAUGCCAGAAAUGGGUGGAGAAUUGUAGGAGAGCAGAUUUAGAAGAUAAAACACCUGAUCAACUAAAUAAACAUUAUCGAUUAUGUGCCAAACACUUUGAGACCUCUAUGAUCUGUAGAACUAGUCCUUAUAGGACAGUUCUUCGUGAUAAUGCAAUACCAACAAUAUUUGAUCUUACCAGUCAUUUGAACAAUCCACAUAGUAGACACAGAAAACGAAUAAAAGAAUUGAGUGAAGAUGAAAUCCGGACACUGAAACAGAAAAAAAUUGAUGAAACUUCUGAACAGGAACCCAAACAUAAAGAAAUAAACAACAGCAAUGCUCAGAACCCCAGUGCAGAAGAAGGGGGUGAAGAACAGGAUGAAGACAUUUUACCUUUGACUCUCGAAGAGAAAGAAAACAAAGAAUACCUAAAAUCUUUAUUUGAAAUUUUGAUUCUUAUGGGAAAACAAAACAUACCUCUGGAUGGGCAUGAAACUGAUGAAAUCCCAGAGGGUCUCUUUACUCCUGAUAACUUUCAAGCACUGCUGGAGUGCCGGAUAAAUUCUGGUGAAGAGGUUCUAAGAAAGCGUUUUGAGACAACAGCAGUUAACACAUUGUUCUGCUCAAAAACACAACAGAAACAGAUGCUAGAAAUCUGUGAGAGCUGCAUCCGGGAAGAAACCCUCAGGGAAGUGAGAGACUCUCACUUCUUUUCCAUCAUCACUGAUGAUGUAGUGGACAUAGCAGGGGAAGAACACUUGCCUGUGUUGGUGAGGUUUGUUGAUGAAUCUCAUAACCUGAGAGAGGAAUUUUUGGGCUUCUUGCCUUACGAAGCCGAUGCGGAAAUUUUGGCUGUGAAAUUUCACACUACGAUAACCGAGAAGUGGGGGUUAAAUAUGGAAUAUUGUCGUGGUCAGGCUUACAUCGUAUCUAGUGGAUUUUCUUCCAAAAUGAAAAUUGUUGCUUCUAGACUUUUAGAGAAAUAUCCCCAAGCUGUCUACACACUUUGUUCUUCCUGUGCCUUAAACAUGUGGUUGGCAAAAUCAGUGCCUGUUGUGGGAGUAUCUGUUGCAUUAGGAACAAUUGAGGAAGUUUGUUCGUUCUUCCAUCGAUCUCCACAACUGCUUUUGGAGCUUGACAAUGUAAUUUCUGUCCUUUUUCAGAAUAAUGAGGAAAAGGGUAAAGAACUGAAGGAAAUCUGCCAUUCUCAGUGGACAGGCAGGCAUGAUGCUUUUGAAAUUUUAGUGGAUCUCCUACAAGCACUUGUUCUAUGUUUAGAUGGUAUAAAUAGUGAUACAAAUAUUAGAUGGAAUAACUAUAUAGCUGGUCGAGCUUUUGUACUCUGUAGUGCAGUAACAGAUUUUGAUUUCAUUGUUACCAUUGUUGUCCUUAAGAAUGUUCUAUCUUUUACAAGAGCCUUUGGGAAAAAUCUCCAGGGGCAAACCUCUGAUGUCUUCUUUGCAGCCAGUAGCUUGACUGCAGUGCUGCAUUCUCUAAAUGAAGUGAUGGAAAAUAUUGAAGUUUAUCAUGAAUUUUGGUUCGAAGAAGCCACAAAUUUGGCAACUAAACUAGAUAUUCAGAUGAAACUCCCUGGCAAAUUCCGCAGAGCGCAGCAAGGUAACCUGGAAUCUCAGCUCACCUCUGAAAGUUACUAUAAAGAAACUCUAAGUGUUCCAACAGUGGAACACAUUAUUCAGGAACUGAAAGAUAUAUUCUCAGAACAGCACCUCAAAGCUCUUAAAUGCUUAUCUCUUGUACCCUCUGUCAUGGGACAGCUCAAAUUUAAUACAUCAGAGGAGCACCAUGCUGACAUGUACAGAAGUGACCUGCCCAAUCCUGACACACUCUCAGCUGAGCUGCAUUGCUGGAGAAUCAAGUGGAAACACAGAGGGAAAGAUAUAGAGCUUCCAUCCACCAUUUAUGAAGCCCUACAUCUACCAGACAUCAAGUUUUUUCCUAAUGUUUAUGCAUUGCUCAAAGUCCUAUGUAUUCUUCCUGUGAUGAAGGUUGAGAAUGAACGCUAUGAAAAUGGGCGAAAGCGUCUCAAAGCAUACCUGAGGAACACUUUGACAGACCAAAGGUCAAGUAACUUGGCUCUGCUUAACAUAAAUUUUGAUAUAAAACAUGAUCUGGAUUUAAUGGUAGACACAUAUAUCAAACUCUAUACAACUAAGUCAGAGCUUCCUACAGAUAACUCAGAAACCAUUGAAAAUACCUAAGAGACUUUAAAAGUAGGCUUUCUCUUAUGUUUGAUAUUUGGAAAACUCUGUAAGAAAUUUGAAACAUCUUACAGAAAGAAAAACUGUCAGGUGUAUGUAGGCCACUUAAUCACUGAAUAUCUUGACUUAUUGACCUCUCAUUAAGUACAUUAGCCAUUGAUAAUCUGCCUAUUUAAAAUGGCCCCUGAUUGAACUCCUGUGCUUUGGAGACAUAACUGUUCUUCCAGAAGAUAGCAUUGAAAGUGCCACAUUACACUUCUACGGGAUCUCUGCUAAUAGCACUUGGGAAUUGUUUUAGUUAAGUCAUUUUAGACAUAACAUUUAUUAUCACUGGAUCCAAUUGUCGGGUAUUUGAACUAUCAGUUCUUAGGAGAAAAUAGAUUUUGAAGAGGUGUUGGAAGAAGGAGUACAUUUUGUAAAAUGUUACAAUGAAGCUCACGAGUGACCUUUGAAUAGUAGGGGUUUUAGUAUGUUAAAAAUCUAUAAUGGAGUUAAGGGAGUUACCAGACAGAGAGAAAAGUGAGCUUGCCAAGCAAAGAUUUCUGUGUAGAUUUUGUCUUUAUCAAAUGAACUUGAAGGAACAAGUUAUACUUAAAGUUUGAAUGAGAGAACCUGCCAUUGUUCCACAUUGGGUUGUUGCUGUUUACAUUCCUUUGUUGAGCCUACAUCCUCAUGAGCUGUUUAGCAAGUAUAUGUUGAACAUCUAUGUCUUCGUAAGCUUUUUAGCAGGUGUAUGUUGAACACCUCUGUUCAUGGUCAAGACAGGAUCAGAGGCCAUGGAUACUGACAACUGAUUUGUCUGUUUUCCUCUGUCUUUUUCCAUGACUAUAUCUACUGCCUCGUCUUGAUUUAUAAACAAAACCUGGAAAACCUACAAAAAUAAGUUUUUCGUGGUUAUCUAGGAAUAAUACAGAAAAUAUUGCUGUUAUUUUUGGUGAAGAAAAUCAAUUUUGUAUAGUUUAUUUCAACCUAAAUAAAAUGUGAAUUUUGUUUAAA
Canis lupus familiaris (dog) is the source of this 3396-nucleotide messenger RNA. It is a transcript of the gene THAP12, whose product is annotated as THAP domain containing 12. The record is from RefSeq and is a predicted model, not a curated record. NCBI's taxonomy places the organism in Eukaryota, Metazoa, Chordata, Mammalia, Carnivora, Canidae. The transcript has 5 exons. The coding region runs from base 112 to 2400 and encodes 762 amino acids. Gene Ontology annotation, molecular function: protein dimerization activity.